AUGAAUGACUCUCUUUUCAAUGAGUCGUUGGUAUCCACCACGCCAGAGAGUUGUCAUUUUGAUCCACCACCAAUGACAAAUAUACGAUUUUGGUUAGUUACCGUAUUCGGAUCAACUGUAUCAUUUAUCAGUAUAUGCAACAAUGUUUUACUAUUCUAUGUCUUCAGCUCAAGGAAACAUCAUCGUACGAGUCAUAACCUUUACCUGAUGCUUCUGGCUUUUUUCGACAUUUUCGUCAGUAUGGCUUAUAUUGCUCUGAUGUCCGUGAAUAUUCUUAUCGACUACUUGAUCUCGCCUACUCUUAUGCAAAUCUGGUUUUCCUACAUGGUCCCAAUGAUAACGAUCUCACAUGUGGCGAUGACGUCAUCGUCAUUCUUAAUAGUUUGCGCAUCAUUUGAACGAUAUUGCUUAACAGUAAAAUCUUCAAUUCUACCAUUUGCUCAGAGAAAUCGGAAGUAUAUUGCUGCUUUUGCCAUUCUGCUAGGAGUGAUCAGUAAGGGUACGAUGUGCCUGGAAUUUGAGUUCUACGAGAUUCCCGAGUGUGAAGGUUUGAUAACACAAACUCAGAUGGGAUAUACGGAUCUUGUAACGAAAACUCCAUACAAUGUUGUUUGGCGAUUUUGGUACCGUAAUUUCGUCACUAUAAUUGCUCCAUUCUUCAUUCUUGCCUAUUUCAACAUACGGAUCGUGAAAGCCCUGACACGGCAUACAAAAAUGACUGUUUGUCAGCUGGCUGGUAAUGCUCUAGUUGAGCAAGCGAAAAGAAAGGCUACAGCUCGUGCUGCGACCAGAACUCUUGUGAUGGUAGUUUCAUGUUAUCUGAUUAGUAACAUCAUCAGCGUUGUGCUCACAAUAUGGGAACAUUUGGACAAAGAAAUGCUCAUGGAAUAUGUGAACUUCUAUGCAAUCGCCAUAGAUCUAGUCUCAUUGCUCACAACAUCUGCUUGCGCUUGUCGUCUUCCAAUCUACCUCACUUGCCAAAAUGCUCUGAGACAAGAGAUAAAAGAAGUUCUAACAUCGCUGCCAUGUUGUCGGAAGGGAACGAUCGAAGACAGCGAAUACCAAGUGCUGUCAAAAUCCUCGGCAACAUCCUCGUUGGUAUCACGUCGGCAGAAUGCGAAUGGAAAUUCCAAAGAUUUGGUUUACAAACUGCCUACUGGUUGUGCUGUGAUAGAAGGCCAGGGAACGGUGAUAGAAAACAUUCAAGAAUGUGCAGAUGCAGAUGAAACAUCUCCAGAUGACAUCAAAAUUUGUCUUUCAAGCGCUUAUGAAACAUUAUUAUGA
Molecule: messenger RNA, 1284 nt
Organism: Cylicocyclus nassatus
Lineage: Eukaryota; Metazoa; Nematoda; Chromadorea; Rhabditida; Strongylidae
Source: the annotation of a GenBank genome assembly